AAACAGGGGAAGUUAGUUAGUUAGUUAGGUUUAGGGGGCUUCGCGGGUUGAUUUAUUAAUUAUUUAACUUCGAUAUAAAACCCACAACCACAAAAUGGAACCCUUGAAUAAAUCCUAGAAACAAGGCAGCCUCUUUCUCCGCCGCGCAAGCUCAAUUCCUCUGGCUUUGACGGUUGCAUUCUGUAGCAGAAAAACAGUCAUGUCGAAGAAGGAGGCGGCGGUGGAAGAGGAUGACGUGGAAUCGUUUUUAGCGAGUUUGGAUAGUGAAUGCGAAUACUGCCCUCCCCAGCUGGUGCAGAAGCUGUUAGAGUCGAGAGCAAUCGGUUGCAUCACCGCACUUCUGGAUCGCAAAGUCGCUCACAAUCAGCUGGAUCUCCGCCGUCGGCUAGCAAACGGCCAACGGCCGAUGUGCUAUGCUGCUAAGCUAGGGUUUCAUCAGGGGUUGCAGCUUUUUCUUCGCCAUCGGAUUCAUCCCAGGGAUAAUUUCUUGCCGGACGGUUCGGAUUCCUAUUCAAAUAUUCCUAAGGAUGAAUAUGGGGGUGAAGUCAUCGACUUGGCAUUCGAGGCAAGUUGCGAGGAAAGGAAGAAGAAGCUGGGUGAAGAAAUUACGCUCUCUCAGUUGAUCCUCUGGCUGCCGGAAUGGAUCUCCGAGCCCGGCAAUUUUGCCUGGUGGCACACCGUGAAGCUGCUGGGAGGCAUCAGUUCCAUUAACAUCGAGUCGAAAGCCUUGGAGUAUGCAGUCAAUGGUCAGGCGACACAGCUGCUCUGGCUUCUGCUUGUAGUCCCUGAUCGAGUUCUCUCCCCGACAUUCUUUCGCGCCAUACCAAUGUUUAAGGAUCGUCUGGAGCUUUUCUCCCUCCGCGAUUUCCUUACCGCUCAGCUAACAGUCGUGACCGCUGACAGCCUCAGCAUUCGACACCACGAUCCCAGCCAAAUGAGCAACAAGUCGUCGUCUUUGGAGUUGAAGAGGUCGAUUCUUGCCACUUCCCUGCGAUUACUUGAAGUCUUUCACAGGGCUGGCCCCCAGUUGUCUUUCUUAGUGGCAACCUUAGAAAAGGAGCAUCUUUCGAAUACCCCAAUUGCUCAACAGGUCAAGACUGUGUUAGAGGGAGCUGGGUUCCCCUUGACUUCUCUGGAUUGCCCUAUUAUAUCACGUCCCUAUCAUUCAGAGAUUAAAGACUAUGGCAGUGCAAGCCAUAAAGAAGCAUAUCUCGAAUUGGUCUUCUUGAUUCGACCGGUGCAUGUUUGCAGAAGUGAAGUUCUUGGUUCACGAUUCAGUAGGGCUAUUGGGAAGUUGUGGUAAUUCUAUUCACUACUUGGUUUUGUUAUGCCAUUCUCACUUCUCAGUACAGGCAAAACUUACACGUUCCGUUCUGGAUUUAGUGCUUGAAUACCAUGCACAAAUGUGUCUAUGAUUCACUGUUGUUUCUUGGCCUUCUGCAGCCAUCAUCCUUAUCUGAAGGAAUGGAGCCCCCAAAAUUCUGUUUUCAAGUUGCUUUUCAUAUUUUGCCUCCCUGACUUGGUAGAAAAGAUGCAAUGCAUGCUGCAGUUACAGCUUAAGCAUCGUAACCCUGCAAAGGUCAUCUGUCCCACCUAUCUUGCCGAAUUAUGUUUCAUCUAUAUGACAGAGGGGCGCAUUGUUGAGUUCACAGCUGCUCUAAUGGCCGUACAAAUUCUUCUUCGGCUGGACCAUCCACUAAUUCCUCAAAUGUCUUUCCAUAUAGUGGGCAAUAAAAAGUCUCCCCCAACUGUUUAUGAAUAUUUACUGCAUCAAUUGAAGAAAGUGCUUGACGAAGAAAUCUCCUUAACCGGAAAAAGCGAGGACAGUGUUACUGUUCAGCUUGUCAAGGAGAAACAAUCGGUGAUUUCUUCUGCAUUAUUAUUAACAAAGAUAUUCGAAAGGUCUGCACAACAUAUAAAUUGGUAUCUUCACUCAGCAAGAUAUGAGGUAAUACAAGAACGUGGGGAUUUGAAGCUGAUUGUAGAUGAUGUUGCUUCCUUUCUUGAAGACUCGGGCUUUUUGUUAACAUCUCAAGACAUUUGUGUGAAUCACAUGGAGUGUUUCUCAAGCAAAUCAAGUGUUAGCAAAACUGAGUUAAAAGGAGAUUCAUGGCUGUUUGGGCCACAUAUGCAGAGAGCUUCAUGUGUAAAGGAGAAGAAAGCAACUGGAGUGUCGAAGGCAAUAAUGUCAGCCGAAAACAUUAAAUCUUCUUUGCUUGUUGGUUCAUCCAUUAACAAGCUUUCAGCACGCUCUUAUCACUCAUUCCCAAUGCUUAGGUAUGGAGCAUCUAAGGGCGUCUUGGUGCCUACACAAGAUGGGGUCAAUUUGUUAACGAAAGGGGUCGAGUCUGCAAGAUGGUCAGAUUCUAUACUGAGAAAGAGCUCGAGGUGUUUGACAAUGACUAGGAGAAUAAUUUUGCGUCUGUAACUCUACCCGGGGCUUUGCUCGUGUUGUAGUAGUAGUCAUUGUUACACAAUAGACUUUGAGAGUAGAGCAGGUUGAACUAUUGUUCCUAGAACAUCAGAAAACUGUGCCAAGACUUAUUUUCUUCUUCUUCAUCAUCAUUUCUGCAUUCAAUAUCAAGUCUCAUGUAAAAGUGAACGGCCUAUGUUCCUUCUCUUCUUUUGUACCCUGUGUAUCUUCUCUGAUAUAAUCGAGAAAUCCUUUUCUUGUUACUGUUUUCAAGGCAAAUGGCAGAAAAUGGAAGG
This is a messenger RNA of Linum tenue, 2709 nucleotides long. The record is from the annotation of a GenBank genome assembly. Lineage: Eukaryota; Viridiplantae; Streptophyta; Magnoliopsida; Malpighiales; Linaceae.